GUCAUAUUCAACUGACUUGCCCUCGACCGGGUCGCGAUACCUUUGGAACAUCUUGUACCGAAAUACUUUCUAAAGUCGAGUGGCUAGUCUGCACCGCAUGAGCGCUCAGGUUCCGGCUGCCCUCAAGGCAGCAGACAUCACGCGUUUCGCCCAUCGAGCAGCGCAGCUGGAGAAGCCCAAGCCCAUCCUAGCUUAUUGGUGUAUGAGCAAUCGAUCCCUUGGGAGCAAGAAGGCAUGUUGACGACGUCUCAGGUGAAUAUUGGAUUGUCAACCAGAUUCUGUCCAAAGGCCUACACAAUGCAGACCAAGAGUGUCUUGUCUACACCACAACCCUCAUGGACAAGCUUGAACAGUUCAAAUCCGAACAUGCCGACGAACCCGCAGUCACCGACGAUGUAGCCGGCAAAGCAUAUGUUGAACAAUUCGGCUUAGAGACAUUUGAAAGAGCAGACAACGCAGUACGAGCGAACAAGGCUUCAAGGCAGACCGCGGACACAUUUCAGGCCUCGGCUACAUUCCUCGACCUCCUCCAAAUAUGGGGUCCAAUAGAUCCCGAGAUCAGUGCCAAAAUCAAAUUCGCUAAAUACCAUGCUCUGAGGAUAGCCAAAGCGCUGAAAGCUGGCGAAGAUCCCAAUCUGUCCAACCCGAAACCAGAGACUCCUGCGGAAGAAGCACUCCCUCCUUUGGACCCAAACGACGCAGAUGUACAAGCAUUGGAAGGCGGGCCUAGAAAACCCAGGCAGCCAUCAGUCGUGGAUAUCCCAGACGAAGCCGAUAAGAUACAAAAGAGCCUUGCACAAAACUCGGCCCUAGACGAGUCGCUACACCCGUCAAGAGACACGUCAAUGCCACCGCCGGCCAAAAGGGAACGACAGCCAUCUGUCGUUGAGGUCCCCGACGAGGCAGAUGGCGCCCAAAGCAAACUAGCCCACCAAUCCAUCACCAACGAAUCUCUCCAUCCGUCUCGCGCACCAUCCCUACCCCAUUCUCCUACAAACGACGUCUCUCCUAUAGCAGCACAUGACGCGGCGGCAUUCUACACCAACCAAACCGAACCCGUCGAUAUCUCACCCCUCGAACCACCUUCAGACGGAAAAUCCUCAGUGGGAGGGAAUUACUUCCCGCGCAUCCCUUCACCACCAGCAUCAGCACCAGACCUGCCUCCCGCGCCCAUGACCAUGGACAUGGACACGCACAUGCACCCUCCAGACCUCCCCGCCCCUCCGCCAGAUUCCUCCCUUGCCUCAGGACGUGGCGAGCUGGCCGCUCUGAACCAACAACAUAGGCAUUCCCCACCUCCUCCACCACACCGACACGGGCAAUUUCUCCCGCAAGCUGGGCCCGGACAACCGCCCCAGAUCCCACCCAAUUUCCAGCCUCAAGUCCCGCAACCACAGAUCCCUCAGAAUCCUCCCCAACUCCGCCAGGUCCCCCGAGGUCCCGUGCCUCCUGUGCCGCAGGCGCAACCACAGCCUAUUCAUCCUUACCCUGUACAGUCGACUUUGGCUGCAGCUGCGACUCCAGUGAACGUGAAUGCGGGUGGAGUGGAUGAUCAAGCCAUGAUGAAAGCGCAGAAGCAUGCGCGGUGGGCCAUCUCCGCGCUGAAUUUUGAGGACGUUCCCACAGCGAUCAGGGAAUUACGAGAGGCGCUGGCAGAGUUGGGCCAGAGAUGAGGUUGGCGUGUCUGGGGAUCCAAUUCUCUUUCCCUUUUGGAAGUGCUCGACUUGGUCAUGGCCCUGAAUGGGUUGGUUUCUGAAAUUCACACGUCCUUCCUGUCCAGGAAUUUUCAAGUUUAGCUUCAGCAAGCGUUGUUAAAGGGGAAGCGAAUGGUUAUCUUGCAUUCAUGCGACCCGCAGAUAGCGAAGCGCUUGUCGACUCAUGCUCAGCAAGCCCUUGCUCGACUCCAGUGGUUCCAGACUGCCACGCAUGUUUAUCGGACCGCUCCAGUUGUCGACUUGUAUGGCAGGCCAGGUAUACGUCGCUGCUCGGGUAGGACGAGCUCUGCCAACUUCGAGCCUGAGAUUGCGGUCCUAUUCGCUGACUCGGAAAUAUAAAGCUCAUCCACUCACGAACAGGACGAAGAGGAGGCAUCGCCGAGCCAAUCCAAUCCAAUCCAUUCCAAUCAAUGCCUGGAACGAAACACCGCCACGCCAUGCUGCGUGAUGGUGCAAGGACAAAGCACACUCUCGAGCGGGAGUGAAUGCUUUACAUUGUCAAGUCGGCGAAGCCCAGAACCUCGCCUCAUGUAUGGUUCUGAGCUGAAAAGCAGCUUGCUCUCCGCGCUUCGGUUCGGCACCUGUGAAUGAAAAUGGAUUGUACUCUUGGUACCGGUGGUACCGUAUGUAGUCAUGAGUUCUUAAAUAAUGUCUGUACUCGUACAUGCGGUUAUCUGAACUUAGUCAACAGCAACAACGGACAUCGCGUUGAAGAUGAGAGACGUCAAAAUCAUUCGCACUUGAUAUUAUAUCAUAUUCUGGCUGAUUCACC
Exophiala xenobiotica is the source of this 2487-nucleotide messenger RNA. RefSeq lists its product as hypothetical. The record is from RefSeq and is a predicted model, not a curated record. The coding region runs from base 336 to 1673 and encodes 445 amino acids. Gene Ontology annotation, biological process: late endosome to vacuole transport via multivesicular body sorting pathway. Gene Ontology annotation, cellular component: multivesicular body. The transcript has 2 exons. NCBI's taxonomy places the organism in Eukaryota, Fungi, Ascomycota, Eurotiomycetes, Chaetothyriales, Herpotrichiellaceae.